AUGUCGGGAGGAUGCGUAGAGAAGCGUGUCAAACCUACAAAAGCAGGGUCCAUUUCUAGACAUCGUUGGCAUCACAGCGUUCGUUCUGUACCAGUCUUCCCUCUCGAAAUCAUAGAACUCAUCAUAUGUGAGGCUUGGAAUCUCCUGCUGAGCACAAAAGCCCGCGAGGCCUUCAGGCGGGCCUCUAUGCAUGUCAGCCAUGCCUGGAUGGCGACAUUCAUGCGAGUAUCACUCGCUGAUUUGCGCAUCACCAAUUACAACUAUUUCGUUUACGUUUGGUGGUUUCUACGAGGUGGAAACUCCAUCGCAUGUAAACAUCUGGACAUCCAGUCUUAUCUCGGGAACUGUUGUCGCUCCAUAACGUUCUACUCAACAUUGGCUACAACCGUUGCAGACAUCACUCUCCGUCAUGUCCAUCUUAAGUACAAUAACCGUUUAUCUUUGGAUCCCUACGACCACUGGUACAGAUUCCACUACUUUCCGACGACAGUCACCGAUUUGGAGAUCACCCAUAUUUUUGACGACGAUUUUCGCGACUUCCCUGAAAGUAUGUUUGUCGAUUUCUGGGCGCGCCAUAUCCGUCCACACGACGAAAUGCUCCUCUUAGAAAAGCCUUGGAGGCUACCUCACGUACGAAGGUUGACCGUUCGAGGUGGACAUGUCCCUUUGGUCCUUACCAUUGCAUCACGAGCAGAAGGACUGGAGGAAAUCACUACUGACGUUGACAGUGAACAGGUAAUAAAGGGUUUGCAGCAUUUGGAUCUAUCUCAUUUGCGAGUGGCCCGUUGUUCUCCUCCUGUUCAAGGCGUUGAAAGUCAAGUUGUGACAUUAGAGCGUCGCUUGAAAAAACGAUUGUAGAUAGCCAAAGGCCUGUAUAUGACUUAGUCACUGUACAGUGAGUACGUUGCCAGAUUUCAAACUUGGACGUUGAGCAUACCUAAGGUCUAAGGACGGACAUAGAUAGUUAUCGAUAGCAACAGGCAUUGAUAGGAAAGUACAUGUCAUGGGGUCCUUUUGGUAUGAUAGCUGCUACCACUCUUCCGUUGUGUGACAUGGAGUCCCUGUGACAUGAAGAACUACGCAUACUACAUACCAACAAC
Messenger RNA from Desarmillaria tabescens, 1100 nucleotides. RefSeq lists its product as uncharacterized. The transcript is spliced from 4 exons. Lineage: Eukaryota; Fungi; Basidiomycota; Agaricomycetes; Agaricales; Physalacriaceae. The coding region runs from base 1 to 858 and encodes 285 amino acids. The record is from RefSeq and is a predicted model, not a curated record.